Vicia villosa (hairy vetch) is the source of this 3593-nucleotide messenger RNA. RefSeq names its product dof zinc finger protein DOF1.4-like. Gene Ontology annotation, molecular function: DNA-binding transcription factor activity; DNA binding. The record is from RefSeq and is a predicted model, not a curated record. Gene Ontology annotation, biological process: regulation of DNA-templated transcription. The transcript has 2 exons. The coding region runs from base 251 to 1486 and encodes 411 amino acids. NCBI's taxonomy places the organism in Eukaryota, Viridiplantae, Streptophyta, Magnoliopsida, Fabales, Fabaceae.
UUACCUCUAUGUCCCUUUCUUGGAUUUCGAAUGUUCUUUUUUAAUAUUCCACUGCACAAUUCCAUUAUAUAUUAUCUUAACCAAACUCAUCACGUGAACCUAGCUACACAAUUCAAUUUAAUUAUAUUAUUCUUAGUCUUAUAGUAUGAUUUAAUUAAAUACAUGUUCACCUUAUCAUACCAUACCUUCACUCCAUUUCUAAGGCCAUCAAACAAGACUCAAGGCACCAACUACUCUCCUAGAAACCAAAAUGUUUGGUAAUGGUAACUGUGAUGUUGAUAAUGAGAAAACCAUAGUCACUUCUAGCAAAUGGACACAGUGUGAGAUAGAUGAUCAUAAGGUUUCAAUGGCUUCUUCAACCGGUGGUAAUAGGGUUAUGGAAAAACCAGGUCAAGAGCUUCUUCAACAACAGCAACAAGCUUUGAGAUGUCCACGUUGUGAUUCAUCCAACACUAAAUUCUGUUACUACAAUAACUACAGUUUAACACAGCCAAGACACUUCUGCAAAGCCUGUAAAAGAUACUGGACAAGAGGUGGAACACUCAGAAAUGUUCCUGUUGGUGGUGGUUGCAGAAAAAACAAACGCCUUAAACGACCAACAUACUCUUGUUCCAACAACAACAACAUUGAUUCUUCUGCUUCUCCUUCUUCUUCAAAUCCUUCUAGUGUUGUUGCUAAUCCAAACCCUCCUUCUCAAUCUCAACAACAGCAACAGCAACAGCAGCAACAACAUCAUAGUUUUGAUAUUGCUGCUACCUCAAACCAUAUCAAUACUAUGCUUUAUGGUGGUAAUAACUCUUGUCAUGAUGUUAUGAAUUUUCCUUUUUCAACAAGGUUUAAUUCUACUAGAGUUUCAAAUCCAGUUUCUGGUUAUGAUAAUCUUCACCAGAAUGGUCUUGGAUUAGGUUUUUCAUCUGGGAUAUUAAUGUCUGCUGGAGUAGGAGUAGGAGGAGAAGGAGGAGAAGUUAAUCUUAAUCAUCAUCAUCAUCAUCAACAUCAUCAUGAUGAGGGUAGUUACAGAAAUGGGUUUAGUACUUCAAAUAAUAACAAUUACAGUUCCAUCUUUGGUUCUACUUCUACUUCAUCUACUCCUGUUAUGGCUUCUCUACUUAGCUCUACACUACUGCAACAGAAGUUCAUGAGUACUGGUGGUGGAAUAAAAGGUGGUAGUGGUGGUGGUGGUGGUGGUGAUGAUGAUGCUUUUCAUCAUCAUCAUGAGAUGGAUUCAAAAGAAGUGAAACUAGGUGAAGGGCUACAAAAUAGGUUGGAUCAGUGGAAUAUGAAUAACCUGAAUGGAAAUGGUGGUGCUGCUUUCCAAAACCAGAUGGAGAAUAUGGGUUUGUCUGAUAACAAUUCUUCUCUUUAUUGGAAUAAUAAUCACAACAGCAGCAACAACAACACAGCAGCAGCAGCAGCAGCAACAGGUUUGGGUAGUGUUUGGAGUACUGAUCAACCUGGUUCUAAUUCAGUUACAUCUCUGAUCUAGAAAGAUCAAAACAAAACUAUCUUAUUCUUAUCUCUUUUAGGCUUCUGUUUAUUGCUGAAAAAAUGCUGCUUUUUUUCUUCUUUUGGGGUCAAUUGGGUUUGGUUUACUUACAUUGAAAAAAAAAAUAGAGAAAAGGUGAGAGGGUUUAGGAUCAGAGAGAUCAUGUCAGCUGCAAAUACAUUAUACUAUUCUUCAACCUUGUUAGUUUUAUGUCUCAAGGUUGAGAAAUUUGUGCUGAGAGGAACCUCGGAUCCUCUUCUCUCAUCAUGUGUGUAACUCCAUGGAUGAAGAUCAAGAGUUGAAGGUUCUUCAUUUGGUGAGUACUACUACUGAGUACUGAGUAAGUUCAAGUUGGUCAUUUUCAUUUUCAUUAAUUUUGUAAUGUGUAUAUGCAAUGACAUAUGAAUAUCCUUUAUAAUGUAUUGUCAUUGGUUUCUUUGCUCAUGAAAGAAACUAAUGUUUGUUAACUUUCUUAACAUUUGGGAGAGGUUAGGUUAUGGAGAUUAUUGGGGUUGGGGGUAUAAUUAUGAAUGGUAUAGAAGAGGGGGUGAUUAUUAAUUAAUAUUCAUGUAUGUGGGAUUGAUUUGGUACUUUGGUGUGUGGUUUUUUUUUUUUAAUCUAUUAAGAAACUUUAUGUUCAUGCAAAGUGUAUUGUUGUUGUUGUUUUAUUAUUAUCUACUUUAGACAAUUGAUGUUAAAAGAGUAGUACAAUCAAGCACUAAGAUCCUGAAAUGGUGUGAAACUGUAUGUGGGCUAUGGUAGUCUGGCUCAAAACUGUUACACACAAUAGGAAUUUAAGCUGCAAAAUUUGAACUUUUGUGUUGUCUUUUAGUGCCAGGGAACAAUUCUUCUAUAUUCAAUUCAGGUGCCUAGAACUAGAUUCACAGUGAUAGGUGAAUAGGUGAUAGGAUUCAUCAACACUCAUGCAUUUUUUUUUUUGGUUCCAAUAUUCAUAGUCCUCUUAGAUCUAAUUUUUCAUUAGGCCUAUCUUUUUCCCAAGGUUAUCUAUAUUCUUAAGAGGUGUGGAAUUAAUCUUUUUGAAGGUUCUAAAGUUGAUACUACAUGCAUACUAUUUCACAUUAGAUAUUGAUUCCAAACUUCAUUAUUGCAUCUAAGGUUUGCUGUUUAUAGUUCAUGUCAUCUUAAUCUUUUUUACUUUUUGAUGCCUCCUUUUGUUUUUCUUUCUAAAGUCCUCCCAUCUUAAACACUUAAUUACCCAUGUCAUGCAUGCACUUAAACAGUCCCUAUAUAUUCAUACCCAUUCCAUGCACUUUUUUACACUAGGUGUGUUUUCAGUUCUAAAAGUAAUGUAAUUUUAAAUUAACUAAAUUCAGUUAAAGGGGUUGAAACAAAAAGUAAAUUAUUCUUAUUUAUAUUCGCAUAAUGUAGGGGGCAAAUCCAAGAUAAAAUAAGGAAUAAGAGAAUAAUGGAAAGUGAGAGAAUUAGGGUGAAAAUGGUGAUUUUUCAUUAACAGUUCAAAAUGAGGUAGAUAUACAACAAUACACAGUAAUAUAGCUAACAAACUAAUAGAAAAAAAAUUUAACUGCUACUAACCAGUUACAUGAAGCUUCUAAUAGGUUCUCUAAAAUUUCAUACAAUGGUAAUCGGUUACAUAAAAUUUAUGUUUGCUGCUGGAAGGGGUGGUAACCGACUACAACCUCAUUGUAAUGAGGUUACAUUAACUUGAAUUAGCAAAUUUCACAACCCAUAUAAUGCUAAAAUUCAUUCUCUUUAUAACCUUAGCUUAAAAAUCUAUUAUGGGUGUAACGUUAUUAUGUAUAACUAGUUUGAUACUCGUACUUUCGCACGGGUACUCGUCUUUUUCGUACAUUUGGAUUGAGGAUAAUAAAAUGUAUUAGUAAAAGACUAAAUUUUGGUUAAAAAUAAAGUUAUAAAAUUAUUAAACUCAAAUUAUGAUUAAACUCAAUUUUAUGUUUCUAAAAUCAUAUUUUCCUCACAAAACUAGUGAAUCAAAAGUUGCAUGAUGUAAAACAAAAAAAUAAAAGUGAGUUUCAUACUCUUGUAUUUCUUCAAUCUCUUGAACACUUCAAUUGUAACUCCUUUGGUUAACAAAUUGGUCACUUGAUAUUCACUUUUGCAAUACCCU